Nannospalax galili (Upper Galilee mountains blind mole rat) is the source of this 2602-nucleotide messenger RNA. RefSeq names its product tetratricopeptide repeat domain 39A (gene Ttc39a). Gene Ontology annotation, molecular function: protein binding. The record is from RefSeq and is a predicted model, not a curated record. NCBI's taxonomy places the organism in Eukaryota, Metazoa, Chordata, Mammalia, Rodentia, Spalacidae. Bases 41 to 1693 code for a protein of 550 amino acids. The transcript is spliced from 17 exons.
GUCUCCUGUGAGCAGCCUCCAUGAGGCCCUGGAGCAGUGCAUGACAGCCCUGGACCUCUUCCUCACCAACCAGUUCUCAGAAGCACUCAGCUACCUCAAGCCCAGAACCAAGGAGAGCAUGUACCACUCACUGACGUAUGCCACCAUCCUGGAGAUGCAGGCCAUGAUGACCUUCGACCCCCAGGACAUCCUGCUUGCAGGCAACAUGAUGAAGGAAGCCCAGUCACUGUGUCAGAGGCACCGGAGGAAGUCAUCUGUGACGGACUCCUUCAGCAGCCUGGUGCACCGUCCCACUAUGGACCAGUUCACAGAAGAGGAGAUCCACGCAGAAGUCUGUUAUGCAGAGUGCCUGCUGCAGAGAGCAGCCCUGACCUUCCUGCAGGAUGAGAACAUGGUGAGCUUCAUCAAGGGUGGCAUCAAAGUUCGAAACAGCUACCAGACCUACAAGGAACUGGACAGCCUGGUCCAGUCCUCGCAGUACUGCAAGGGAGAGAGCCACAGACACUUUGAAGGAGGGGUGAAGCUCGGCGUGGGAGCCUUCAACCUGACGCUGUCCAUGCUUCCUACCAGGAUCCUGCGGCUGCUGGAGUUUGUGGGGUUUUCAGGAAACAAGGACUAUGGGCUGCUGCAACUGGAGGAGGGCGCGACGGGGCACAGCUUCCGCGCGGUGCUCUGCGUCAUGUUGCUGCUCUGCUACCACACCUUCCUCACCUUUGUGCUCGGUACUGGGAAUGUCAACAUCGAGGAGGCAGAGAAGCUGCUGAAACCCUACCUGAGUCGAUACCCCAAGGGUGCCAUCUUCCUGUUCUUUGCUGGUCGGAUUGAAGCCAUCAAAGGCAACAUUGAUGCUGCCAUCGGGCGGUUCGAGGAGUGCUGUGAGGCCCAGCAGCACUGGAAGCAGUUCCACCACAUGUGCUACUGGGAGCUGAUGUGGUGCUUCACCUACAAGGGUCAGUGGAAGAUGGCUUACUUCUACGCCGACCUGCUCAGCAAGGAGAACUCCUGGUCCAAGGCCACCUACAUCUACAUGAAGGCCGCCUACCUCAGCAUGUUUGGGAAGGAGGACUAUAAGCCAUUUGGGGAUGAUGAGGUUGAGUUAUUCAGGGCUGUGCCAGGUUUGAAGCUCAAGAUUGCUGGGAAAUCUCUACCCACGGAGAAGUUUGCCAUCAGGAAGUCCAGGCGCUACCUCUCUCCCAACCCUGUCUCAUUGCCAAUACCUGCUCUGGAAAUGAUGUACAUCUGGAAUGGAUAUGCUGUGAUUGGGAAGCAGCCGACGCUCACAGACGGGAUGCUUGAGGUCAUCACUAAGGCUGAAGAGAUGCUGGCAGCUGGCCAAGAGAAUGAGUACUCAGCUGAUGAUGAGUGUUUGGUCAAAUUGUUGAAAGGGCUGUGUCUGAAAUACCUGGGCCGUAUCCAGGAGGCAGAAGAGAAUUUCAGGAGCAUCUCUAUCAAUGAAAAGAAGAUUAAAUAUGACCACUACCUGAUUCCGAAUGCUCUCCUGGAGCUGGCCCUGCUGUUUAUGGAGCAAGGCAGAAACGAAGAGGCCAUCAAACUCCUAGACUCUGCCAAGCAAAACUACAAGAAUUACUCCAUGGAAUCAAGAACGCAUUUUCGCAUCCAGGCGGCUACACUUCAGGCCAAAUCUUCCCUAGAGGAUGGCAGCAGAUCCAUAGUGUCAUCAGUGUCCUUGUAGCUUUGUGCAGCACACCUGGGCUGGAAGGUGAACAGAGACAGCUGAACAGAGCUCCUGGAAACAUUUCAAAACCUCCCUUCCCCCUGCCCUGCCUCUCCUUUGGGGUCCACCGGUGCUCCAGGGGGAUGGCACAAGAAUAUCUGUGCAGAAGCAAAGUCAGCAUUUUCACUAGUGUGGCCAAGGCCUUUGCCAAGGGCAGAGCAGGUGGAGCCCUCUGCCGGCCCUAUCAUACAUACGGGUACUUGUUUUUCACUGUGAUGUUUAAGAGAAUGGAUGAACAGUUUAUCUUUCUUUAGAAAUGGGAUUAUAGUUGGUGUUAAACAAAAACAAAAAACAAACCAAAACAAAAGCAAAUGUUUUCACCCCAGCUGAUCUGGAGGACAAUCUCUUUACAUGAUUACAAAGGCCAAACCGCAUUUCAAACCUCAGCAAGGUCUUUCUUAGCUUCCAAGGGUAGAAAGACCUUUCAGAGGGCAGGGGGAGUUCCUAGUGUCUGUCUUUGACUUCAAAGUCCCUGGGAAUUGGGCAGGGGUAGUAGACAACAUUGAUAUUUACUCAUUCCUUUUGUGACUUUCAGUUUACAAAUCAAGCAGAUAUUUUUAAUGAGAUGAAACUUGAACUUAAUCACUAAUAGGGAAUGGGGAUGCCAAGGCCUGACAGUGUGACCCUCUGGCUGUAUGUGCCAAAGCUAGAAGGUUAGUGGGCAAGGGGGAGAAGGUUCUCAGAAACCAGUUGCAUCCCCAUCUGAAGCCCGUGGGAAGAGCUUAUGAAGCAUAAAAACCUCGUCCUCCAUACCAGGGUUCACGGAUUUCCUUGCAGCAACUACUAGAAUGACUAUUCUUGGCCUACUGUAUGUUUUACGAUUUUUCAGUUAAAAGAGAUAUUUAAAUAAUAAAGUUUAUACACUUA